UGUUUUGUCGGUUAUGUUGUUGCCAGUCUUCGUUUCUCGCUCAACAAUUUUUUCGCCUGCGCCUGGAAUAUAAACUCGCGAUCAGUGCGUGUAAUUGUGUCAGCAGUUUUUAAUGCAAUGUAAAAUAUUCUCGAUGUGAACGCAGGAUAGCCUAUCGGACAACGCAGCUAAAUGCCUAAUCGCGAAAUUGUUUACAAAAGUUUUGUUUUUUACCCGUUCAUGUGUCCGUGAACGUGAAUGUGGAUGUGAAUGAGUAUGUGUUUAUGUGUCCGUGAGCGUGUUAAAUUAAUUUUUUUACCAAAGAAUCGGCAGCGAUCGCGAUUCUGCAAUCCAAUCAACAAUACAUUCAGUCACUGAUUAAUAAACACAAAAGAUUUCCAAAGAAGGCGGCAUAUCAAUGUCGUACAAAAGAAAAUAUUUUGCAUAGCGCAGAGAGAUAAACCAUUGUGAGUUACGGCAGAAGAAGAGCAAGAGCAAUAAUCCAAAGAUAUAGCCCAAAAUAACCAAAUGGCCACGAACUGCAACUUCAUCGAGGAGCAAGUGAAGCAGCAGCCGUUGGCCAAUGCAGCAGCCAUGGGCACCCAGGAGGAUGGGGGCCACGAGGCCAAGGAGCAGAAGCAGGAUCAGCCCGAGAAGCUGCCAGCUGCCCUUCCCUACGAGGACACUUUCGAGUGCGCCUUCGAGUCCACCAUGGAUGACCUGGAGCAGGGUGUCCUCGAUGGCUAUGAAUCGGACUCGGAGGCGAGUGCCAAUGAGCAGAUCACGGACUCCGCCUCCUCCGGCAGCCUGGGACAAGUGCUGCAGCAGCGGGAGGAGCGGAUGAGGGGCUUGCCAGGAUCACUACAUGGCCAGCACAUCGACUCCGAGAUGCUCAAGUGCUUGCCCCGAUCGAACUCCUUUGACUUUCACAGCAGCAGUGGCAGCAGCAGCGACGAUGAGGACGAUCCGGAUGACGACGAUGACGACAAUGAGGGGGACGAGGUGCAUUCCAGUCUGGGACUCAGUCUCAGCGGCAAGUUUGCCAAGGUCGAUCUCUAUUCGGGUCACCAAAGACCUGGUUACCUGCUACCUCCCUAUAUCGAACGUCGCCGGUUGUCGCAGUGCAAGGAGGAGGACGACGAGGAUGAGGGUGACAAGACCCAGUUGGCCGGAGGACCUACUCUUGGUGAGCUAACUAAAGCCGAGAGAGCUUCCAAGGCGCCACCACGGCCGCCCACGCCGCAGGAUGAGGCCUCCAAGGAGAAGUUCAAGGAUCUAGAGCGCCUGAGGCAGCAGUUUAUGCACAAAAUCGAUAGGAUCAAUACGAGGAAUAUUGAGGAGAGUGAGGCGCCUCCACCGCCACCUCCGCCGCCGCCUCCCAUCCCGGCCACGAUUCUACCAAAGGCACUGAAGGCUUUACUACACACCCAGGAACCACCAUCGCCUCCACCUCCAGUUAAUCCACCCAGUCCCAUGCCCACCCGAGUGGAUGUGGUUCAGGAAUCGCCGGCUCCUGUGGUUCAGGAACCCCCAGUUUCCCCACUUCCUCUGCCCUCCGAGCCGCCGCUGAUCAUCAAGGGCAAGUUCAAGGUGACCCUCGCCCAAGAAACACCAGAACUGCGGGUGGAAGCCCAGAAACUGAGCAAGCUGAAGGCCAGCUCCAAUGCCCACACCAUUAGCUUUCCCUCCAGCUUCGGGGGUUACUCGUCGGUGCAGGGCUUGUUUUCCCAGCGCUAUGGCUCCAAUCGGUUUCCCGUCGCCGCCCCGCAUCUGUCCAAGCAGUUCUUCGAGCCAUCGCUGGUGGAGAUUCGGACGCCGGCGCAAAGCAAUGUGGCCCUGAAUACGAUUGGACUCGGCCCAAGCAAUCACCAAAGCCUCACUUGUGAUACAAAUAGUUUAGCCAACAAACCGCGCACGCCCAGCGAACGGGAACUCGACGAGAUCUGGAUACGGCGGCAGGAUGGUGGAUUGGGCACUGCUGCCCCGGCAGCUCCUCCGUCCUUUGUACAACAACAACAGCAGCAGCAGCAGCAGAGGCCCGUCUCCUUGGGAGGGGCCUCGACCAUGCCCCGUUUGCUGAGGACCGAGAGCGGUGCCUCCACCACAAGUCCCUCCCGCCAGCUGACCAAUUCGGGAUCCGUUUCGGUUUCUGUCUCAGAUGAUGAGCAGGAUGGCAGCCUCGGAGGAAGGAUGCCGGGAUCCCGACCUUCCAGCGCCCCCGCAGAGCCAAAUGCCAAGGCGGCGAAGAAGGCCUACAAAAAGAUGGAGAAGGAACAGCGUCGCCAGGAGAAGGAGCAGUCGCGACGGGAGAAGGAAGCCCGCAAACUGGAACGCGAAACGGCGAGACGGAUCGAACGCGAGGCGGCCAAGCUGGAGAAGUUUAACCGUCACAGCGAGAAGAUCUCACGCAGCACCGAGCGGAUGGCCAUGGCGGGAGUUGGAUCGCGAUCCGGUUCGCUGGAGCGGAGGCGGAGCGGCGAGGAUUCGCCCGUGCUCAAUCAGUCGACGGUGCAUGGCAUAGCGUCACCCAAUCGACGACCCACAAUCUUCGAUGUGUUCCGGCCACGGGCGAAAUCGGAUGCCAAGCGGCAGAAGGAGAAGCACCUGUUGGACCCGUCCUCCGCAGACAGCAGCGCCACCAGCAGCACAUAUUCCGUAUCCGGAGGCACGGCUCCUGCCCCGAGCACUGCAGCAGCCGGCGGAGCAGCAGGAUCAGCAGGAGCGGCGGCGGUGGCGUCAGGCGGAGCGGGAGGAGCCGGUGGCCUUAUGAACUCCAUGAAGGUGGCCAUGCAGAACUUUAGCCAUCGACAGCAUCCCGCCGUGACGAUAACGAGUGCCGAUGGCACUCAGUCUACCGCAAAGAGCAAGUACAAAGACGGCAGCGCCCAUCCGCAUCAAGGCAGCGAUGCGCAGUAUUACCACACGGUGACGGCGGUGAGACCGAACGCUUCCCAACGGUCCCCCAUGACCAAGGUGAUGGAUCUGUUCCGGCAUCGCUCCAGUUCAGUCGUCAGCGAAGCCGACAAACGCAAAGCGCGCGCGGCGGCGCAUCAACAACAGUUGGCUGUACAAAGUGCUCAUAUGCGUCGUGCCUCUGCUGACCUCGAGAAACGCCGAGCAUCAGUGGGCGCCGCCGGACGAGGGCUGCGAGGCGAUGGUACCUUAGAUCCACACCAUGCAGCCAUCCUCUUCAGAGACUCCAGAGGGUUGCCUGUCGCUGAUCCCUUCCUAGAAAAAGUAAAUCUUUCGGACCUGGAGGAGGACGACUCACAAAUCUUCGUGAAGUUCUUCCGUUUUCACAAGUGCUAUGAUCUGAUACCCACCUCCGCCAAGUUGGUCGUCUUCGACACCCAGCUUCUCGUCAAGAAGGCCUUCUACGCCCUGGUCUACAACGGGGUGAGGGCUGCGCCGCUCUGGGAUUCGGAGAAGCAGCAGUUUGUGGGCAUGCUCACCAUCACGGACUUUAUCAAGAUCCUGCAAAUGUAUUACAAAUCGCCAAAUGCGUCCAUGGAGCAGCUGGAGGAGCACAAACUGGACACGUGGCGAAGUGUGCUGCACAACCAGGUGAUGCCGUUGGUCAGCAUCGGGCCGGAUGCCUCCCUAUACGAUGCCAUCAAAAUUCUCAUCCACAGCCGCAUACAUCGCCUGCCCGUCAUCGACCCGGCCACCGGCAAUGUUCUCUACAUCCUGACACACAAACGCAUACUGAGGUUCCUCUUCCUAUACAUUAAUGAAUUACCAAAGCCCGCUUACAUGCAAAGGAGUUUGCGCGAACUGAAGAUUGGCACCUACAACAACAUCGAGACCGCCGACGAGACGACGAGCAUCAUCACGGCGCUCAAGAAAUUCGUGGAGCGACGGGUCUCAGCGCUGCCACUGGUGGAUGCUGAGGGACGGCUCGUCGACAUCUACGCAAAGUUUGAUGUGAUUAAUCUCGCCGCUGAGAAAACCUACAACGAUCUCGAUGUGUCGCUGCGGAAGGCCAAUGAGCACCGCAACGAGUGGUUCGAGGGCGUUCAGAAGUGCAAUCUGGAUGAAUCGCUCUAUACGAUCAUGGAGCGCAUCGUCCGCGCCGAGGUGCACCGACUGGUGGUGGUCGACGAGCACCGCAAAGUGAUCGGCAUCAUCUCGCUGUCGGAUAUCCUGCUCUACCUGGUCCUGCGACCAAGCGGCGAGGGCGUCGGCGGCUCGGAGAGCUCGCUUCGCGCCUCCGAUCCCGUCCUGCUGCGCAAGGUGGCCGAGGUGGAGAUCCCAACGGCUGCCACAGCGGCGACAACGACAACGCCCCCGCCUCGCAGUCCUUCGGCCGGAUCCGGAAACCGCAGCCUCAUCGAGGACAUACCCGAGGAGGAGCCGGCGCCGACGAGAAGUGACGAUGCUGACAGUGAUAACAACAAGUCCGCCAGUGAGGAUAAGGCCAACAACAAUCAGCACGAUCAGACGGCUAAUGGUGAUAGCAGCAACAGUCCCGUGGAAGUGUCCUUCGCCGAUGAGGCGCACGAAGAGGAGUCCGCCGACCAGGUGGAGCGCAGCAAUUGUGAUGAUGAUGACCAGGAGGAGCUGGCGGAGAUGGAGCGCAAAAAGGCAUCCGCAGCUGCUGCUGCUGCUGCGAGAGCAGCGGAUGUGGACGACGAUGGGCUGAGCAGCGCCGUGUCAGCCGCCUCCGCUUUGGGCCAGUCACUGACGCCUGCGGCGCGGGAAAUGGCGUUGGUUAGUGAAUAAAACCUUAAUUUAAACACAAGCUACACAGAUACAGCUGCAACAACAGAAACAGAAACAAUUGCUUAACAAGAACUAAGAACCCAAAACACAACAAAAAUAAUGAUAAAGCAGAGAAAAUUAUAUUUGAAUAUUAAUAGUUGUUAAGGAUAUAUUAUUACAAUUAUGAAAUAUUAUGUAUUUUACAACAAGCAACUAAAAAGCAAAACAAAAACAAAACGCUGUUAACAAGAUGUUUAUAUAUACACACAAGAAACGAAAACAAAACAACAAAUUACAUUAGAAUGUCUUUAAAUUUUAAACGAUGUAAUUGAUUAUUAUAUGAUAGUACAGUACAAGUGAA
This is a messenger RNA of Drosophila gunungcola (fruit fly), 5041 nucleotides long. RefSeq names its product 5'-AMP-activated protein kinase subunit gamma-1 (gene SNF4Agamma). The record is from RefSeq and is a predicted model, not a curated record. The transcript is spliced from 13 exons. The coding region runs from base 508 to 4701 and encodes 1397 amino acids. Lineage: Eukaryota; Metazoa; Arthropoda; Insecta; Diptera; Drosophilidae.